Molecule: messenger RNA, 1593 nt
Organism: Pelobates fuscus (common spadefoot toad)
Lineage: Eukaryota; Metazoa; Chordata; Amphibia; Anura; Pelobatidae
Gene: ZNF365
Product: zinc finger protein 365
Exons: 5
Coding region: 88-1284 (398 amino acids)
Biological process (GO): regulation of neuron projection development; regulation of double-strand break repair via homologous recombination; telomere maintenance
Source: RefSeq, a predicted model, not a curated record
GUGUGUGACAGAUAGCUCUGAUUUACGGCUCUGCCGUAAAAGGGCUUUUUCUAGCAGCAUCAGCAACAAGUCAGGAUAUUAAAGGGGAUGCAACAGAAAACCCGUGAAGGAAACAAGUCCUCAUGGCAGGACUCCGCAAGGAAUGGCAAUGUAUAUAAGCCUUUUCGAUGCCCUCAAUGUGGAGAGAAUAUACGUUUUAGAACCCUCUCAUCCCUAAGGGCUCAUCUUGAUUAUAUGCACAGCUAUGAGGAAAGGUAUUUUUUGGGAAAAUCCAGUAUUAUCUGUUCCUUGAAAGAGUCAGAACCAAAAUCAUCUCUUGAGCCGCUCAUCGAAAUACAAAUUGGUUCUAGUAACAAUGGCUUGAAGCAAAACACAUCAAUUUCUGCUUUUUGUGAUCUCACGAAUGAGAACAAGAAAAUCAGUAGUCCUAUAGAAACACUAUCUGAACAGACACUUAUUAAAAGUCUUUUUUCCGAUGACUCUGCAAAUAUUCACAAUCCUGUAUCUGGAUACCCUUCGACCAGGACUAAACUUCAUUUAGAACCUCAAGCGAAAGUCAUGUUCAACCAAAUUGCAGACGCUGUAGAUAAAACCAUAGAAAAGAAAAUUGACAAACUUAAUAAAGAACUUUGCCAAAAAACGUCAGAGCUCCUUGAAGUACGUGCUGCGUUUUUACAGCUUUCACAAAAAAAACAAGAAGUUCAGCGCCGGGAAAGGGCCCUAAGUCGACAGGUGGAUGUUGCUGUGGAGUUGAUUGCAAUUCUUAGACAACGGUUAACUGAAUCUGAGCAAGAACUUCAAAGAAAAGAGGAAGAAGUUGUUACAAUCAACCAUUUUCUGGAAGCAGCGGCCGAAAAAGAAUUCCGCGGCAAAAGAAGGCUUCAACAGUUUAUUGAGAACUUGCUUCAAAGAGUUGAACUUGCAGAAAAACAACUGGAAUAUUAUCAGAAUCGGCAGAUUAAAAAUACUCAGGCAUGUGUUGGCGAUGCUAUGGGUGGACAAAUCAUUGCUCACAGGAAAAGCAAGUGUCAGAAUCGAUGCAGUUACCAUCCUGGAAAUAUUACACAUGAUGCCAGACCUCAGUCUGUUCAGAAAGGGCGGACAUAUGCCAACCGUGUGGGGAUACAGCCUAUGAAACUGCUCCACGAAGCUACUGAUAGUUCUAAAGAUCUGUGGAAGGUGCAGAAGAAAGGUGACCCAACUGUUGUUGGCCGAAAAGUGCUUAACAAAACCAAAUUAGGAAAGAAACCGGGCAUGUGUAAUAAUGUAUAUAAACAGUACUAAAAUGUUCAAUUUGUUUACAUUUUUGUAAUAUAAAGCCGUUACAAACAGUGGUCUCUCAGAUACAUACGAUUGUAAUAAUUUAAGCACUGUAAUAGUGAAAAUGUUGGCCGCUUUUCUUUUGGCAGUGUAUAUUAUGAGAAAAAAAAACAGAAAAUCACUGCUUAUGGUAUGUACUUCAUGUUGCUUAUUUUUUCUUCACACAUAAUUAUCAUCAAAGUGCUGAAAAAGAUGACUAAUGCUAUUUUAGAUAUACAGUAUAUAUGUAUAAAGUGAGCGAGAGAUAUAAAGUAUAAUAAUAUAUUUAUGCUA